AUGGCAAUGCAAAGUGGUCAAGAACAUCAUACAUUGAAACUAAAUUAUAGCUCAGAAACAUUAACAAAAGGUUUAGGUUUCGAGUUUCAAAAAGGUGAUAUAGUAUGUGCAUCAUAUCCAAAAUCAGGAACAACGUGGUGUCAACAAAUUGUUCAUCAGCUUCGUUCUAAAGGGGACAUGAACUUUACCGAUAUAAACAAGGUUGUUCCAUUUAUUGAUGCUGCAUCCGAUCUUGGCGUAGAUCUGAAAUCCGAUCAAGCUGAAUUAUUCGCUCCACCGAGAACAUUUAAAACACAUUUUAGUUGGGAAUGGAUACCAAAAACAUUAUCCAAAAGUGACGAAUUGAAUGCUCACUAUCUAUAUAUUACUCGUGAUCCACAUGAUGUUGCCUGCAGUGCCUAUGAAUACUUCAGUGAUGUAAUAUUCUCUUCUGAUGAAAUUUCACCAAGCAAAUAUGUCGAAAUCUGGAGCACACCUUCGCAUUCACAUCCAGCAAGAAAAGCGGGUCCUAUCCCCCAUGUUGCUAGUUGGUAUCGAGCAGCACAGCUCUAUCCUAAAAAUAUUCUAUUUUUAUUCUAUGAAGAUGUACAAGAUGAUUUAGCUGGUGCCGUACGGAAAAUAGGAAACUUUGUUGGGUUGAAUGAUCGUGAGGAUUUUGAAGAAAGAAUCAAAAUUGCUACCGACCAAUCAUCGUUUAGUUUCAUGAAAAAAUACAACGAUGUAUAUAAUAAAGAAUGCAGCCCCAUUAAAAAGCAUUAUAGUUUCAUUAACAAAGAUCGAACAAAUAAAGGUGUUAUGGGACGUGGUCGAUCAUUUUUUGGCGAUGAAAUAUCGAAAAAGUUGGAUGGUAUUAUUCAAACCCAUUUCAAUAAGGAGUUUGGAAAUCAUAUUAACACGUAUGCUGACUUUCGUAACUUGGCAAAAACAAACCCAACUUUGAAUCUUUUUCUUCCGUGUAAUGGUAACUAUGAAAAAAAUUGA
Messenger RNA from Rotaria socialis, 981 nucleotides. Lineage: Eukaryota; Metazoa; Rotifera; Eurotatoria; Philodinida; Philodinidae. The record is from the annotation of a GenBank genome assembly.